UGUUCCUGACCUGGGUGAACUGCUCCAGUGUGCGCUGGGCCACGAGGAUUCAGGAUAUUUUCACAGUAGGGAAACUUCUGGCUCUGGGGCUCAUCAUAGUGGUCGGACUCGUUCAGAUCUUUAAAGGUCACUACGAUGCCCUGCAGCCUAGUGUGGCCUUCGAAUUCACUCAGGACCCCUCAGUUGGGCAGAUAGCUCUGGCCUUCCUCCAAGCCUCCUUUGCUUACAGCGGCUGGAAUUUCCUCAACUACGUUACAGAGGAGGUUGUGGAUCCGCGCAAAAACCUGCCUCGUGCCAUCUACAUCUCUAUCCCGCUGGUGACCCUGGUUUACACCAUGACCAACAUCGCCUACUUUACCUCCAUGACCCCAGAGGAGCUGCUUGCCUCCAACGCUGUGGCGGUGACUUUUGGGCAGAAGCUGCUCGGGAUGUUCUCCUGGGUGAUGCCGAUCUCUGUGGCCCUGUCCACUUUUGGAGGGAUUAAUGGGUAUCUGUUCACCUCCUCCAGGUUGUGUUUCUCGGGGGCUAGAGAGGGUCACCUGCCAUACCUGCUGGCUAUGAUCCACCUUAAAAACUGCACCCCGAUCCCUGCGCUGCUGCUCUGUUGCAUCGCCACCAUACUCAUCCUGUUUGUUGGAGAGACACACAACCUGAUCAACUACGUGUCCUUCAUCAACUACCUGUCCUACGGGGUGACCAUCGCCGCCCUGCUCUACCUGCGCAAGACCAGACCCAACCUGGCAAGACCCAUCAAGGUAAACAUCAUUGUCCCGAUCACCUACCUGCUGUUCUGGGCCGUGCUGCUGUGCUUCAGUUUGUACUCUGAGCCGGUGGUUUGUGGUCUUGGGAUGGUCAUCAUGCUCACCGGCGUCCCCGUUUUCUUUAUCGGCGUUCAGUGGAAAGAAAAACCCAAGUGGGUUUACGUCCUAGUCGAGAAAGCCACGUACAUGGGCCAGAAGCUGUUUUAUGUUGUGUUUCCACAGGAAGACUCCUCAGAGACUGAACCUCUCACUGCCAAAGAGCAGUGAAGUCCAUCAGGGCUUCUUUCGUGCAUCGACACCUGCACUUCCUGUUUUUGUCUUAAAUUUUUUUUUACAUUGUUCUCUCAGUGAAUUCUGAAGAAAUGCGUUCAAACAUAUUGUUGCACAGGUGCCGCUUGAACGGGACUGGAGUGGAGUAGAAAAAAAAUAACUUUUGAGAUGAAUAUGCAAGUUUUUCCUGCACUUUACCAUUUUUAUUUUUAUUUUUUACUACUGUAGCAGUAAUUAGUACUUACAUGAUGUUCACUUCUACUAAAUUUUCUGUCAUCUCUGCUUGGCUACAGUUUCCGGACAUUUCUUCUUGUUAAGUUUGUAGUUUGUUGCAGCUGUUUCCUGACAUACCUUCAGUGCCUUGUUGGUGCUAAUACUUAUUUAAUAUUUAUAUGUGGCCCCAGCAAAGUCAAUGAGGAUAAUAAGUUUGGUUUGUCAGCUGGAUGAACUGUAUGUUUACGACACAUGGAGAGCUGUUCUUCCAGGUUUGCCCUCCUUUGCUCUCUGGACCUAAACAACUGUUCGAGUUCAUUUUCCACUCGUGUUUCAUCAGUCAAGUUCUUACUGAUGUCAGCGUUCUAAUGUGUUGUUACCAUUAAUGUGUUGGAUAACAGCAGACGUCACAUCGACAGAAUGACCACUUCCUGCUCCCGCCUCUUCAUCAACCAGCUGACUGUGGUACAAAUGGCAUCAUGACCUCUGGAUAUGACUUGAUUGUAUUUCUGUUUCCUUGACCAAACAUAUUGACCAAGCGGUGGUGAAAAUAAGUUUUAGUUCUCAAACAGUCAUAAAUAGUGCCGCUACUUUUACAAUGUGUGGCCCAUUUGAUCUGGGAGUUAAUUAGUUCACAUUGUAAACACAGCAGAACAGAUAAAUGAGCCAGUGUUCCCUGAGCUAAACCCUGAAAGGUUAGCACUGGAAAUGAACCUGUGGUGCUUUUUGGUGGCACGGAGAUGCUGGUAAGUUUGUCGCACGUGAGAACAUAAAGACAAAAAAAGGUUUGUCUUGUUGUCUGGGCAGUGUUACUUCUGACGUUUAUAAAUGUGGUGUAAAAAAAAAUUAACGUGCCAGAACCUCUUUCAAAGAUGACAUUCCUGAUCAUUUACGUAUCGUUCCGUUGAAGCAUGUGCCUCUUUGUCAAAGAGUGAAGUUGUACAGUGAUAACAAUGUAAUUCAUUAAAAAUAGCAACUUCUAAGGAGUGUAAUUGUUUCUAGUGAUGUUURUAGCUUCCUCUAAUGCUCUCAUCGGGCGAUUAAAAGCUGCUUUUGACAUGUUCGUGGAUCUUUACAGCAUUUGGAGACAUUUCUCCUCUGUUCUCUCUGCAGGAAGUGUGGCUGAUUGCAGUUAUUAAAACUGAUUUUAUAGUGCCCUUUUUUAGUAAAUACUUGUCUUACUGUGCAGGGAACCAUCGGUGAUGCAGCUGUACAGGGAUUUAUCCACAGUAAUGGUUUGGUCAUCUGAACAUAGGAGCUCAAAUACCGAAGUGUUUUUACACAAUUAAAAUGGUGACCAGGGUAAAUGUUGUGAACAUGUGACAAAAGACUAAUAAAAGUCGUACAAAACCAA
Messenger RNA from Austrofundulus limnaeus, 2598 nucleotides. Its product is annotated as asc-type amino acid transporter 1. The record is from RefSeq and is a predicted model, not a curated record. Gene Ontology annotation, cellular component: membrane. Gene Ontology annotation, molecular function: neutral L-amino acid transmembrane transporter activity; L-amino acid transmembrane transporter activity. NCBI's taxonomy places the organism in Eukaryota, Metazoa, Chordata, Actinopteri, Cyprinodontiformes, Rivulidae. Gene Ontology annotation, biological process: D-alanine transmembrane transport; D-serine transmembrane transport.